AGAGCCCCACUGUGGGCGAUAUCUGGGCGGGCAGUAGAGAGACCCAACCCAAUGGAAAAGAGAGGCGCGGGCACCCAUGGCCCCACAGGUCGCCAGGAGUUUGGCGGUGCGAGCCAAGGGCGGAGUUUGAGAAAGGGGCUGCGCCCUAACCGCAGCAGGGACGAAGUCUACCCAACCAUGACCUCCACCGGCCAGGAUUCUACCACAAUCAGGCAGCGAAGGAGUAGGCACAGUCCCCAGUCGCCCCCUCACGAUUCCAAUGUCACCUCGAAGCGGAGCAUUAAAAAGGGUGCAGCACCCCGCUCCAGCCCCAAUCUAGCGGAGGUGAAGAAGAAAGGCAAAAUGAAGAAGCUUGGCCAAACAACUGAAGAAGACCUAAUCCUGGGGCUUCAAGGGAUGGAUCUGAACCUUGAGGCCAAGCCACUGUCUGGCACUGGGUUGGUGUUGGAUGAACAGCUAAAUGAUUUCCACUGCCUCUGGGAUGACAGCUUCCCUGAAGGCCCUGAGCGGCUCCAUGCCAUCAAGGAGCAGCUGAUUAGGGAGGGCCUCCUAGAUCGCUGUGUGUCCUUCCAGGCCCGGUUUGCUGAAAAGGAAGAACUGAUGUUGGUUCACAGCCUAGAGUACAUUGAUCUGAUGGAGACAACCCAGUACAUGAAUGAGAGGGAACUUCACUUGCUAGCAGACACCUAUGACUCAGUUUAUCUGCAUCCGAACUCAUACACCUGUGCCUGCCUGGCCUCAGGCUCCGUCCUCAGGCUGGUGGAUGCAGUCCUUGGGGCUGAGAUCCGGAAUGGCAUGGCCAUCGUCAGGCCUCCUGGACACCAUGCACAGCACAGUCUUAUGGAUGGGUACUGCAUGUUCAACCACGUGGCUUUGGCUGCCCGCUAUGCUCAACAGAAGCACAGCAUCCAGAGGGUCCUUAUCGUGGAUUGGGAUGUACACCAUGGUCAAGGAACACAGUUCAUCUUCAAUCAGGACCCCAGUGUCCUCUACUUCUCCAUCCACCGCUAUGAGCAGGGUAGGUUCUGGCCCCACCUUAAGGCCUCUAACUGGUCUACCACAGGUUUUGGUGAAGGCCAAGGAUACACCAUCAAUGUGCCUUGGAACCAGGUGGGGAUGCGGGAUGCUGACUACAUUGCUGCUUUCCUGUACAUCCUACUGCCAGUUGCCUUUGAGUUCCAGCCUCAGCUGGUCCUGGUGGCUGCUGGAUUUGAUGCCCUCCAAGGGGACCCCAAGGGCGAGAUGGCUGCCACUCCGGCAGGGUUCGCCCAACUAACCCACCUGCUGAUGGGUCUGGCAGGAGGCAAGCUGAUCCUGUCCCUGGAGGGUGGCUACAACCUCCGCUCUUUGGCUGAGGGUGUCAGUGCCUCACUCCACACCCUCCUGGGAGACCCUUGCCCCAUGCUGGAGUCCCCUGGUGCCCCCUGCCAGAGUGCCCAGGCUUCACUCUCCUGUGUUCUAGAAGCCCUCCAACCAUUCUGGGAAGCCUUUGUGAGAUCAGCUGAGCCCAUCGAGGAGGACAACAUGCAAGAGAAUGACACAGAGGGAAACGAGGAGGAAGGACCAUGGGAGUCCUCUGUGCUCCCAAUCCUGACAUGGCCUGUGCUGCAGGCCCGCACAGGGCUGAUCUACGACCAACGCAUGUUGAAUCACUGUAACUUAUGGGACAACCACCACCCUGAGGUACCGCAGCGCAUCUUGCGUAUCAUGUGCCGCCUGGAGGAGCUGGGCUUUGCUGGGCGCUGCCUCACCCUGCCUGUGCGCCCUGCUACCAAUGCUGAGCUGGUCGCCUGCCACAGUGCUGAGUAUGUGGGUCAUCUCCGAGCCACGGAGAAGAUGAAAACCCGGGAGCUAUACCGUGAGAGCUCCAACUUUGACUCCAUCUACAUUUGCCCCAGUACCUUUGCCUGUGCACAGCUGGCUGCUGGUGCUGCCUGCCGCCUGGUGGAAGCUGUGCUCUCAGGAGAGGUUUUGAAUGGUGUUGCCGUGGUGCGCCCCCCAGGACACCACGCUGAGCAGGACGCAGCUUGUGGUUUCUGCUUUUUCAAUUCUGUGGCUGUGGCUGCUCGCCAUGCCCAGGCCAUCAGUGGACGUGCCCUGCGGAUCCUGAUUGUGGAUUGGGAUAUCCACCAUGGUAAUGGAACUCAGCACAUGUUUGAGGAUGACCCCAGCGUGCUAUACGUGUCCCUCCACCGCUAUGAUCAUGGCACCUUCUUCCCUAUGGGGAAUGAGGGCGCCAGCAGCCAGAUAGGCCGGGCUGCGGGCGCAGGCUUCACUGUCAAUGUGGCCUGGAAUGGGCCCCACAUGGGUGACGCUGACUACUUGGCUGCCUGGCAUCGUCUGGUGCUUCCCAUUGCCUAUGAGUUUAACCCAGAGCUGGUGCUGGUCUCAGCUGGCUUUGAUGCUGCACUGGGAGACCCACUGGGGGGCUACCAGGUGUCACCUGAGGGUUAUGCCCACCUCACCCACCUACUGAUGGGCCUUGCCAAUGGCCGCAUUAUUCUUAUCCUAGAGGGUGGCUAUAACCUGUCAUCCAUCUCCGAGUCCAUGGCUGCCUGCACCGGCUCCCUCCUUGGAGACCCACUACCCCUGCUGGACCUGUCACGGCCUCCACUAUCAGGGGCCCUGGCCUCAAUCACUGAGACCAUCCAAGCCCAUCGCAGAUACUGGCGCAGCUUACGGGGAAUGAAGGUAGAAGACAAGAAGGGACUCUACAGUUCUAAGUCGGCCACCAAGAAGGCACCCCAACCAGCCAUUUCUGGGUCAGCUAAGGGGAUGACCACACCAGAAGAGAAAGUUCCGGAAGCAGGCAUGGGGAAGGCCACUUCAGCAUUAUCUGCUGAAGAGUCCACCCCAGGCCAGACUAAGUCAGAGCCAGCUGUGGUAGUGCUCACUCGGGACCAGUCAUCAGAGGCAGCCAAGGGGAGUGCUGUGCUGGGCCAGACCAUGGCAGAGCAGGCUGUGGGGGGAGCUGGUCUGGACCAGACCACCUCGGAGGAGACUGUGGGAGGAGCCAGGCUGGGCCAGACCACCUCAGAGAAGGCUGUUGGGGGAGCCUCACUGGACCAGGCUACCUCAGAGGAGGCUGUAGGAGGUGCUUUACUAGACCAGACCACCUCAGAGGCAGCCAUGGAGGGAGCCACUCUGGACCAGACCACCUCAGGGGAGGCUGUAGGGGGUGCCCAACUCCAAACUCCUCUAGCCUCAUGCAGAGACAGCCAGACCCCCCUAACCUCACCUGUGCAGGGAGCCACACCCCAGAUAUCCCCCAGUAAGCUGAUUGGGAAUCUCAAGACCUUGGAACUAGGCCACGAAUCUCAGGUAAGGCCCACCACACCCAAGAAGGGGGAAGAAGGGGCCCAGAUCAGGCCUGAUAUAUCUUGUGCUUCUUAUAUACAGGAGGGCCGAGAACAGGAGAGCCUACUAGGAGGAGGUCAGAACAUGGAUGAUUCAAUGCUGACACAGGGAUCUAGGGACCUUGCUGACACUGAUCAGGCUGUGUUUUAUGCUGUGACACCACUGCCCUGGUGUCCCCAUUUGGUGGCAGUAUGCCCCAUACCUGCAGCAGGCCUGGAUGUGACUCAACCUUGUUGGGACUGUGGAUCACUCCAAGAGAAUUGGGUGUGUCUGUCUUGCUAUCAGGUCUACUGUGGUCGUUACAUCAGUGGCCAUAUGCUUCAACACUACGGAGACUCUGGACACCCGCUGGUCCUCAGCUACGUUGACCUGUCUGUCUGGUGUUACGAUUGUCAGUCCUAUGUCCACCACCAGGCUCUCCUAGAUGUGAAGAACAUCGCCCACCAGAACAAGUUUGGGGAGAACAUGCCACACCCACACUAAACCCCAGACCACGCUCCCUCUUCUCCACCUCCUGAGGCCCAAGAUAGACCAGCCAUAGUUCAUUCCAACCUGUUCCUUGGAUGAGGGGUAGUCUCCCAUUCCAUCCCAUCCUGAAUAUCCUUUGCAACUCCCCAAGGGUGCUUAUUUAAGUGUAAAUACUUGUAAGAGGACUAUGAUGAUCAGUUGGAUGAUCAGUUGUGGUUCUGCCUCUGCCCACUGCCUGCUCAAGGGAUACCACUUCUCCUCUCCAGAAGGAAAGGAGGGCAGCUCAGUAGCCCCAAGAGGGGGCUAAUAUCAUAAAGGUAACAUUGGAGGGAGGGUCAACUGGCAGGUAUGGCAGGGUUGCAUAUGUAAUAAAGGACGAGCUGUUA
This is a messenger RNA of Nycticebus coucang (slow loris), 4211 nucleotides long. It is a transcript of the gene HDAC6, whose product is annotated as histone deacetylase 6. The transcript is spliced from 28 exons. Gene Ontology annotation, cellular component: histone deacetylase complex. Bases 52 to 3840 code for a protein of 1262 amino acids. Gene Ontology annotation, biological process: chromatin organization. NCBI's taxonomy places the organism in Eukaryota, Metazoa, Chordata, Mammalia, Primates, Lorisidae. Gene Ontology annotation, molecular function: histone deacetylase activity; zinc ion binding. The record is from RefSeq and is a predicted model, not a curated record.